AUGGCUUCAAAUGAUCCAGAAGAUAUUGCGAAUUCAAGGAAAAGGAAACGAAGAGUUCAAGAAAAUGGUCCUUAUGUUCUGCGCAGCCUGAUUGAGGACUUGCCCUUGUCUGCAGAUGGAGAUAGUACAGAUAUUGAAAUUAAUUGUGUUGAAUUUCUAGAUCAGAACCUAUAUAUUGGGACGUCGGCCUCGGAAAUCCUCCACUUCGUACAGAUUCCCCCGGAUCCUGCCGACAUAUCUGGAAAGCCCUCUUAUAUUCUAGCCUCAAGAUUACCUCCUGCCUACCAUGAGCCGUCUACUCGAGAAAGACCCGGUGUCCAGCAGAUUCUGCUGCUUCCUAGAGUCAACAAAGCUUGUAUAUUGUGUAACUGGACAGUCACCUUUUAUUCCUUGCCGGAAUUAAGUCCAGUGUUUGGGACAACUCAGAUUCGACCUUGCAAUUGGAUCGGCGGCACAGACUUAAAUACAGAUCUGAUAAGCCCUGAGCAAGAUGGAAGAGGGGUCACAGUGCUUGUUUCGCUGAACAAGAAGAUGAGAGUUGUGAGAAUUGGGGAAGAUCCUCGAGCUGUGAGAACAAUAGAUUUUGCAGGAAGCACUAUAUCCAUCCGUCGUGAUUCCUUUGCUUGUGUCGCAGAUUCCAGGUCUUACGCUUUACUUGAUGUCGAUCGCCAGUUGAAAAUACCCCUCUUUCCCAUAUCCUCCUCAGAUGAUUCCCAGUCUGGUAGCGUGGGUGGAAGGGUCGAGGAUAUAUCCGGUAAUAGCGGUGGUGGAAUUUCACGAAACACGUCCCUGACUCAUGGGGGCUCGUCAGAUGAUCGAAGCCAUGGAAGGAGUACAAGUCUUGGUGCUUUCAUAGCCGGUUCAGAUCGUUCUGGGCGAGGCACCCCUGACCGCUUAUUUCGCGAUGCCUCGCCUGUACCUACGGCCAGUUCUUCUGGCCCUGCGCAGCGUGAAGCAAGUCCGGAGAAACCAUUACCACCUCCGCCAGCUGAUUCUUCGGUAGCUAGUGCUCAAGCACCCAUAUAUUCUACGCCGCCUGUGUACUUGAAGCCACAUAUAGUUUCGCCUUCCCCGCAAGAGUUUCUUCUGGUCACAGGCACUGGUACACGCGAUCAUGGAGUUGGUAUGUUUGUAAAUCUUGAGGGCGACGUUACUAGAUCAACGUUGGACUUCGCCAGAUAUCCUGAUGAGGUUGUUGUGGAUGGUCGUGGCGUCGAUGUCGACCCCGUCCCCAAUACAGUGGAAGAAGAAGAGGAAGGAUAUGUACUUGCUUCAAUGACAUAUGAAGAUGGUGAUAUAGUGCGAUAUGGUAUUGAAAUUCAACGAUGGGAUCUGGAUCCUGGGGAGGACGUUAUACAGAAGUUCUGGUUGGAAGCUCCACCCUCUGAUGAUGCGAAUGGCAAUGAAGUAGAACGUAAGAUUGGCUUGAGAUCAGUAAUUCAACCAGGGGACAUUUAUUUCGAUGACGUGGUCGACAAACUUCGGCUAAAGCGCUUUCAACCUUUUACAUUGAAAUCUUUGAACACGUCCUCACUAUCUCUAAAAAGUGCUGAAUCUCCAACCGCAGCAUCACUGCAAAGAGUCACGGGCGAGAGGGAACUAUUCGAAGAAUCGCUUUCGCCAGGUUGGGAAGCCCGACGUAAUGAUGAAGAGCAACAAUUCGCACAGAGGCUAGGGAAAUCGCGGUCACGCGUCGUUACCUGGUCAGGAGAAAAUGUAUGGUGGGCAGUUCGAAAUCCACUUGCCCUGCGGCUUGAUUCAGAACUUGAUAUGGAGUCUGAAAAUGAAGAGGUGCAAUCUCUCGACAGAAAGAAAGCUAUUGGAAUGUUGAAUUCUCUUCGAGGCCGUGAAGCCAAAACCGAAGUUGAGUUUGUGAGCUUGGGCUAUAUCCGACAGAAAAUUGGGUUGCUUAUUUUCAUAAGUCUAUUGACAGUUCCUGUGGGUCAAGCCACAGAAAUGGAAUAUGGAGCCGCCGAAGAAGCUCUUUCUGAGGGAAGCCUUGAUCCCAGAGUCAUUCUUGCUAUUAUCCCUGUUCUAAGAAACGAGAUCAUUGAAGGAAAGACUGGCAUUUGGAUUCAUGGCGGUGUGAAGGAGGCUGCAGAUAAAUUUAUAAGAAUCACGAAUGGAGUUUGGGAAAAUCAAAACUCAAAUAAGGAUGGCAUAAUGUCUGAACAAAUUCUUCGUUUCUUAAGGAGACUCCUGCUCUCAUGGCGCCGAAGAAAAGGCUUUGGUAGCAUUUCAAACGAGACUGAAGUCUUCAAAAGUGUUGAUGCUGCACUUCUGAUUGUGCUAUUACAAAUGGAUACAUCAUCUCCUCGCGGGCCUGCAAGAGCCAAGUCCAUACGAGCAGAACUGAACAAUCUGGUGGAUCACGGUGUUGAUUGCUUUGAACGAGCAAUUUCUAUACUUCAAUCCUACAACCGAUUAUACGUUCUCAGCCGUUUGUAUCAAAGUAAAAAGAUGACGGAAGAAGUCUUGAGCACCUGGAAAAGAAUCAUAGAAGGCGAAGAAGACAAAGGAGGCGAGCUUCUCGAUGGUGAAAACGAAGUACGAAGAUACCUACUCAAUGUUCGAAACCCAGCUCUAGUCCGAGAAUAUGGAGUCUGGCUCGCAUCCCGCAAUCCCAAACUAGGAGUGCAAGUUUUCGCCGAUGGACAAAGUCGAGUCAAGUUCGAACCAACACAAGCUCUCGAAAUCUUACGAGAAGGAGCACCUGGUGCUGUCAAAGAAUUUCUAGAGUAUUUGGUCUUUUCAAAACAUCACUCGGAAUAUAUCAAUGAACUUAUCGCUUAUUAUCUGGACAUCGUAACCGACAAGCUCGAGACAUCUCGAGAAGCAAGAAACACAUUAAUCCAAACCUACGAAUCAUACCGCGCCCUCAGACCUCCCAAACCCACAUACCGACAGUUCAUUACCGAAAAUGUCCUCGAGGAAGAAUGGUGGCAUAGUCGUCUUCGUCUUCUCCAAUUGCUAGGCGGAAGUCAAGGUUCCGCAUCCCAAUACGACGUCGCUGCUAUCCUCGCCCGCAUAGCUCCUUAUACCCAAGAACUCGUUCCUGAAAUAAUCAUCCUCGAUGGGAGACAAUCGCUCCACGAAGAAGCAUUGCGACUUCUAACUCACGGAUUAGGCGACUAUGACACAGCGAUCAAUUAUUGUCUCCUCGGCGGCUCCAGCAUCUACCAUCCAACCUCAGGCACCUUAUCCCCCGCAACACUCCCUACGCGUGCUGAACAAUCUUCGCUCUUCCAUACUCUCCUGCAGGAAUUCCUCAAGAUAGAUGAUCUGAGUAAUCGUGUCGAACAAACUUCUUCGCUCCUCGAACGAUUCGGAAAUUACUUUGAUGUGCAGGAUGUGUUGAAUAUCAUACCCGAUACGUGGAGUGUGGAAUUGGUGUCAGGAUUUUUAGUCAGUGCAUUGCGAAGAAUUGUGAGAGAGAGGAGUGAAACGAUGGUCGUGAGGGCGUUGAGCGCGACGGAUAAUUUGAAGGUUAGUGCGGGGUUGGUCGAUAGGGUUAGGGAGUUGGGUCCGAAGAUUGUGGUGGAGGCGGAAGCGGGGGAUUAA
Botrytis fragariae is the source of this 3561-nucleotide messenger RNA. RefSeq names its product putative tgf beta receptor associated protein 1 protein. Gene Ontology annotation, cellular component: fungal-type vacuole membrane; cytoplasm. Bases 1 to 3561 code for a protein of 1186 amino acids. NCBI's taxonomy places the organism in Eukaryota, Fungi, Ascomycota, Leotiomycetes, Helotiales, Sclerotiniaceae. The record is from RefSeq and is a predicted model, not a curated record. The transcript is spliced from 3 exons. Gene Ontology annotation, biological process: vesicle-mediated transport; endosomal vesicle fusion; autophagy.